CAGCGCCACCUGGAGGAAUACAAGUUUCGUCGAACAGGAAACAGUUGACAGCUAGGAACAUUCUAAUCUUAAAAUGAAAUGUACACAUUCGUUCGAGGUUCGAGGAGAAAUACUUUAACGUUAGCAAGAUCGGUCAUUUACGGGAUCCCAUUAGCAGUGACCAAACACAAAGACGAUGACACAGCCGGCAGACUCUAUUUUACAUAGCGGUUACUUUCACCCCAUUCUGCGACACUGGCAGUCCUGUGCUUCAGACCUUAGACCAGAUAACCUCAUAUAUCCUAUCUUCAUUACUGACAGUCCUGAUGCAGUGGAACCAAUUUCAAGUCUUCCUGGUCAAGCGAGAUAUGGUGUAAAUAAGAUAGAGGGUUUACUUCGUCCCCUUGUGGACAAAGGUCUGAAGUGUGUGCUGAUUUUUGGAGUUCCUGCAAAAGUUGCGAAGGAUGAAAGGGGCUCUGGGGCGGACACAGAUGACACUCCUGCAGUGCUGGCUGUGAAGAAACUGAGAAGCACAUUCCCUGACCUUUUGUUGGCCUGUGAUGUGUGUCUUUGCCCUUACACCUCUCAUGGCCACUGUGGAAUCAUGAGUGAAGGUGGCAGCUUGGAUAAUGCUGCAAGCUGUUUAAGGCUGGCUGAAGUAGCUCUGGCUUAUGCUCAAGCAGGAUGCCAUAUCAUUGCCCCUUCUGAUAUGAUGGAUGGACGAAUUGCAGCCAUUAAGCAAGCUCUAAUCGCCAAUGAUCUUGGCAACAAGGUGUCAGUGCUGAGCUACAGUGCUAAAUUUGCCUCAUGCUACUAUGGACCAUUCAGAGAUGCUGCACAAUCUAAGCCUGCUUUUGGAGACAGACGAUGCUAUCAGCUGCCACCUGGUGCCAAAGGACUAGCACUGCGGGCCUGUGACCGGGAUGUUAAAGAAGGUGCUGACAUGCUGAUGGUGAAACCUGGAUUACCAUACCUUGAUAUUGUGAGAGAGGUUAAGAAUAAGCACCCUACUCAUCCACUGGCAGUGUAUAAUGUAUCAGGUGAGUUUGCCAUGUUGUGGCAUGGAGCUGAAGCUGGAGCUUUUGACCUGCGCACUGCAGUUAUGGAGGCCAUGACUGCUUUCCGUCGUGCAGGAGCCGACAUCAUUAUCACCUACUACUGUCCACAAUUACUCACAUGGUUAACAGAGUAAAAUGUUGGUUCUCCAAUAUGAAUGAACUUGGAUAAUACCAAAUCUACUAUCUCACCCUGAGACUGAAAAUUAUGACUUGUAUUAAAUCUGAUAUGCAAAUAUUACUACACAGAUCAAUAGCUUUUUUCCCCCCACAUUUUCUAAUUAGAUUUAUGUGUCUAGAUAUAAAGAUAUUCAAUCAGCUUUGGUUUUUAUAAUUUUCUGUCAUUUUGGCAAGUGCAGAUGUUAAAUUGGUCAUUGUUUUCCAAAAUAUGAUUGAUUACAUCACAGAUUUGUUGUAAUUUUAAUUGAGCUUCUGUUACACUAGCAAUAGACUUCAGGUUUGUAAUUACAGAAUUUUUUUUCAAAUCAGUGUACUAAUAAUCACAUUAACAUAGGAAGUCCUGUUGGCAUUUCGAGGGCUUGGAACCAGAGGGGCGUAAGUGGCAUUUUGGGCGAAAAUGAGUUCUAUAUAUCAAAUUAAAGGUCUUGAUGAGCUCUAUCUAGUUGUGCCAAAAAGACGCAUCAGAAAUCAACCUGUAUUGAAUAAAGCAACAAAACAACAAAGACCUAACACAAAAGUUUGAGCAUUGUUUGGAGCCAGAGGGGCGUAUGUCCACUUACACCCUUCUAGCUCUAAACAAUACAAGAGCCUACAGUAUUUUUCAGAGCCAGAUGGACGUAAGUGGGUGGUGCCCCUAAACAGCACUAGAUAAAAUGGCUGACACACAUGCUGCACACAUGGAACUUUCUGAGGCAGAACAAAUUUUGAUGAAUAUAAUGAAGCAAACGGAUGAAUCUUGUUAAGAAGUGACAGAUGAAGAGAUGUUUUUGUAUGCUGCUCCUCACUUGAGUGUUGGAGGUAAAACGCAUGCAUUUAGGGGGAAGUUGUGGCCUAAUGGUUAGAGAGUCAGACUCGCGAUUGAAAGGUUGUGAGUUCGAGUCCCGGGCCGGCAGGAAUUGUAGGU
Molecule: messenger RNA, 2118 nt
Organism: Carassius auratus (goldfish)
Lineage: Eukaryota; Metazoa; Chordata; Actinopteri; Cypriniformes; Cyprinidae
Product: delta-aminolevulinic acid dehydratase
Exons: 12
Coding region: 176-1171 (331 amino acids)
Biological process (GO): heme biosynthetic process
Cellular component (GO): cytosol
Molecular function (GO): porphobilinogen synthase activity; zinc ion binding
Source: RefSeq, a predicted model, not a curated record